AUGGAAGAAAUUCUGCAUAUUGAAAGUGGAAAUGAGACGAGUGUCAAAGAAUUUAUCCUUCUGGGUUUUGGCAAUUCCCCUCAACUGCAGCCUUUCCUUUUCACAUUCUUCUUGGUAAUUUAUCUGAUCACAAUAACUGGAAACAUCUUCAUCUUUCUGCUAGUUCUGGUUGAUCAGCAACUUCACACACCAAUGUACUUCUUCCUGGCAAAUUUGUCUUUCCUGGACACUUGCUAUAGCUGUAUCUUGCUGCCUAAAAUGUUGGUCAGCUUGCUGACUGGUGAAAGAACCAUUUCUAUCCAUGGAUGCCUAAUACAAUAUCAUUUUGUGUGCCUUUGUGGAACUACAGAAACAUAUAUUUUGGCUGCAAUGUCUUAUGAUCGCUAUUUGGCAAUUUGUAGACCUUUACACUAUGCUUCUAUUAUGAAUAAGAAACUCUGUUUCCAGCUUAUGGCUGGGGCAUGGAUAAAUAGUUUGAUAUUUGAUGUGAUUCUGGUGGGUUUUACCACUCAGUUAUUCUUCUGUGGACCUAACAUCAUAGAUGAUUACUUUUGUGACUUUCGCCCAUUGCAGAAAUUAUCAUGUACUGACACAAGUCUCAUUGAAUUAAUUGCUUUUUGUGAAGCUGUUAUUUUCAUAAUUGUUCCAUUUCUAUUGACCAUCACCUCCUAUGUUUGCAUAAUUGGAACCAUCAUCAAAAUAAAAUCUGCCACUGGAAGGCAAAAAGCCUUUUCAACAUGCUCUUCUCAUCUCUUGGUGGUUUCCCUCUUUUAUAGCACAUUAAUAAUUGUGUAUGUGCUGCCAGACACUCCCUCCCUCAGACCCUUGAAUAAAAUCUUCUCCAUUUUCUAUACGGUUAUGACAUCCUUGUUCAAUCCUCUUAUCUAUACUUUGAGAAACAAAGAAGUUCACAAAGCCAUAAAAAGGCUUUUUAAUAAAAAAAUAAUGCAUCACAUGAAUCAUCUGAAAUUUACAAUAUCUCUUCAUUUCAUUAGUUUACAAAAUUUUAAUUGUAGAUUUUAA
Protobothrops mucrosquamatus (brown spotted pit viper) is the source of this 1023-nucleotide messenger RNA. RefSeq names its product olfactory receptor 10A7-like. The coding region runs from base 1 to 1023 and encodes 340 amino acids. Lineage: Eukaryota; Metazoa; Chordata; Lepidosauria; Squamata; Viperidae. Gene Ontology annotation, cellular component: membrane. Gene Ontology annotation, biological process: G protein-coupled receptor signaling pathway. Gene Ontology annotation, molecular function: G protein-coupled receptor activity; olfactory receptor activity. The record is from RefSeq and is a predicted model, not a curated record. The transcript has a single exon.